This is a messenger RNA of Penaeus vannamei (Pacific white shrimp), 1032 nucleotides long. NCBI's taxonomy places the organism in Eukaryota, Metazoa, Arthropoda, Malacostraca, Decapoda, Penaeidae. The record is from RefSeq and is a predicted model, not a curated record.
AUGGUAAAGAAAAAAUGUUUGGAAGCAAAGGAAGCAUGGCUAGACAGAUGUGUAGAAAUUGAGACAUAUAGAACAAGUAAUCCAAAGGAAAUGUUUAGGAAUAUAAAUGAUAUCACUAAGAAAAAGUCCAAGGAUUUUGCAAUCAGAAGUUCAAGCAGCAGUAAAAAAAUGAAAAAUAACAAACCAGUAGGUACAGAUGAGUUAGCUGUAGAAUUAAUCAAAUGCAUAGGUGAUUUUGGAAUUGAUAAACUAACGAAAAUGCUUAACAAUAUUUAUGAAUCUGGAAAUAUCCCUGCAGAACUAAGUAAAUCCAUCUUUAUUGCAUUACUGAAAAAGCCUGCUGCGGCAGAAUAUUAUAGCAAGGCUUUCGAUAAUGUCAAACACGAAAAACUCUUAGAAAUGCUGGAGGAUAUCCAGAUAGAUGGUAAAGAUCUAAGAAUCAUAAGGAACCUGUAUUGGAAGCAAACAGCACCUAUAAGAAUUGGUGGCCAGGUGGGCAAAUUUGUAGAAAUAAAGAAAGGAGUAAGACAAGGAUGCGUGAUGUCACCUGACUUAUUCAACCUCUAUAGCGAAAGAGUAUUAAGAGUUAGAAGAUAUGCCAGGGAUGGUUAUGGUAGGUGUGACAGGGAGAUCAAACGAAGAAUUGCAAUGUCAAGAGAGACCUUUUCUAAAAUAAAGAAAAUUUUAUGCAAUCCAAAGAUCACCGUAGUAACAAGACUAAGGGUAUUGGAGUGUUACGUGUUGCCGGUCCUAAAAUAUGGAAGUGAGACAUGGACUGUGUCUAAAGAAAUGGAAAAGACAAUUACUGCAGCCGAGAUUGACAGUGAGCAGAAUUGCUACAUGCUUUUUUUAGUGAAUCGCCUAGCAUUUUGCCUGAGUUUGGUUCUGUUUUUGGCCUGUGUUGUGAUGGCUGCUUCAAGCUUAGGGACUGAUAAGCAAUCUUCCAAAUUGUCACUCAGUAACUCCAAAUAUCUGCCUGCAUUCAUCAAAACAUUCCUUGGUAGUAUUACCUAUGUCCCCACACCGUGGUAA